Molecule: messenger RNA, 2103 nt
Organism: Rhagoletis zephyria (snowberry fruit fly)
Lineage: Eukaryota; Metazoa; Arthropoda; Insecta; Diptera; Tephritidae
Source: RefSeq, a predicted model, not a curated record
AUGUUUGCACAGAACGGCGCCCUCGGCUCUCCCAGCGGCGGCGGCAAGCCCAAUGGCCAGCUACACUCGGAGAAGGUGGCCAUUCUCGACUGCGGUGCCCAGUACGGCAAGCUCAUUGACCGAAAGGUCCGUGAGCUCAGCGUCGAGUCGCAGAUUCUGCCACUGAACACGCCAGCUAAGCAACUGCUUAACGAACAGUACAAAGCAAUCAUCAUCUCCGGCGGCCCAGGUUCAGUGUACGCCGACGAUGCCCUGCCAUACGACAAGGAGAUUUUUCAAAUUGGAGUCCCCGUCUUGGGCAUCUGCUACGGAUUUCAGAUGCUGAACAAGGACUUUGGUGGCUCGGUGGAGCGGAAGGAGGGUCGCGAAGACGGCCAGUUCACUAUCACCGUAGACAACCAGAAUCCUCUCUUUAGCAAUCUAGAUCCUCAGCAAGAAGUCCUACUAACUCACGGUGAUUCAGUCUCAAAAGUAGCCGACGGCUUUAAGGUUGUGGGAAAAUCACAAAAUGUUAUAGUCGCAAUAUCAAAUGUGGAGAAGAAGCUGUACGGCGUUCAGUUCCACCCUGAGGUUGACCUGUCCACGAACGGCAAGCAGAUGCUGAAGAACUUUCUAUUUAACGUGGCCGGCCUCUCGGGCAACUUUACUAUGAAGUCUCGAGAGAGCGAGUGCAUCGACUACAUUCGCCAGGUGGUGGGCAAGAACAAGGUUCUGAUGCUGGUCAGCGGCGGCGUCGACUCUACGGUUUGCGCAGCUCUUCUCCACAAGGCGCUCAACGCCGACCAGGUGAUUGCCUUUCACAUUGACAACGGUUUCAUGCGCAAGAAUGAGAGCAUCCUGGUGGAGAGGUCUCUGAAGAGCGUCGGUCUCGAUAUGAAGACCAUCAACGCCUCUCUACAGUUCUACAACGCCACCACGACGAUCCCCCUCUCAAAGACGGAGCCGAACAAGAAGUACGCCACGAAGAUUCUCUGCCAGACGACGGCGCCGGAGGAGAAGCGCAAGAUCAUCGGUGACACCUUUGUCCGCAUCGCCGACGAGAUUGUGCGCGACCUGAAGCUGAACCCGGAGCACGUCUUCCUCGGCCAGGGCACCCUCAGGCCGGACCUGAUUGAGAGCGCCAGUUCGCUGGCCAGCUCCAAGGCGGACGCCAUCAAGACGCACCACAAUGACACUGAGCUGGUGAGGAAGCUGCGCGACGAUGGCCGGGUCGUCGAGCCGCUGAAGGACUUUCACAAGGACGAGGUGCGCGUUCUGGGCCGCGACCUGGGCCUGCCGGCGGAGCUCGUCCAGCGCCACCCCUUUCCCGGGCCCGGCCUGGCGGUGCGCAUCAUCUGCGCCGAGGAGCCCUACAUGGAGAGGGACUUCUCGGAGACCACCGAAGUGCUCAAGGUCAUUGUCAACUACACGGUCUAUCUGCAAAGGAAACACUCGAUGAUGCCCAAGGUGCAGAGCGUCUGCAAUGCAGAGGACAUCGCCUUUCUGGAGACCUUCUGCGCCACCUACAACUUCACCUCGACGCUGCUGCCCAUCAAGAGCGUGGGCGUGCAGGGCGACUGCCGCUCCUACAGCUACGUCGUCGGCCUCUCCGAGGACGCGCCCGCCGAUGAGUCGGAGGCGGCCACCACGGCCAAGUUUGAGACGCUGGCCCGCAUGGCGAAGCUGAUUCCCCGCAUCUGCCACAAUGUGAACCGCGUCUGCUACAUCUUCGGCGAGUCGGUGAAGCACCCGGUGAAGGACAUCACCACGACGACGCUGACGCCGCACGUCAUUGACGUGCUGCGCGAGGCGGACCACAUUGCCACCAGUGAGCUGCAGCGCGCCAGCUACGGCGCCCUCGUCUCGCAGAUGCCCAUCAUCCUCAUACCGAUUCACUUUGACCGCGAGGAGGCGCUCACCCGAACUCCGUCCUGCCUGCGCUCGGUGGUCAUUCGCACCUUCAUCACCGAGGACUUUAUGACCGGCGUGCCGGCCAUUCCCAACAGGCAGAUUCCCUUUAAGGUUAGUUGGGAAACGGCUGAAAAGAUUUCCCAAGUCCCCGGCCUCUCUCGGGUUCUCUACGACCUCACCCCCAAGCCGCCGGGCACCACUGAAUGGGAGUAG